UUCCCACAAGCCAUAAGAAUUUACAGACAGCAGACAGCAAAGACAGAGUUCUUCUGGGCUGUCCUUUUGACCAUUUUGUCUCAUCUGUCUCUCAACACUCCACAGUCCACAGUCAAAGUUUCAUCUUAGAAUAUUUAUCAUAACAUGCAGAUUCUUCAGUGGCUGUCCAAGCUUGCACAUGAGCAUCAGACUGGCAAGAAGCAAGAUAAAGAAGUGAAUGCAAAUGGCAUAGUUUUUCUGAACAAGAACACAGCUGAACAAACCAGGCUGAAAUGCAAGAGUUGUAGUCUGUUCAAGUUCCUUCGCCGAAAGGACAUUGCCAAGGCUUAUUUCUACAACACCCUGCAUCUGAAGAGGCUGGGGAGUAGUCGAAGGAGGCAGCAUUUUGUCAGGUCCAUGAACAUGAAAAGAGAGAACCUUUCGCGGGGGUUAAGCCCGAGCCACAGGUCAGAUUCUGGUGCACAUUUAGGAUCUACUAAGGUUCUGCCUAUCAGCAGUGACCAUGCAGCCCAAUCUUCUUCAGAAAAUGGCAACAGACAAUGCCCUAAACCCGAAAAGAAAGACAAGACAAAAACCAUUUCCAAGAUGAAAGAGCUGCUCAGAUGGGCUGCUGCAACCAAGUCAGAAAAGGGUGAAAAAUUCCUAGGUAGAAAGGUGUUUCGCUUUCGCGACAAGACAACCUUAAAACCAGUACCAGAUGAUGAUCAGCUCAGCAAUGACUCUCCCAAGAUCAGCUUCAGAUGGGAUGUGGAGAGCUGCUCCACCAUCUCCUCCACUUAUUCCGAGAUCUCAUCAAUCGCUUCCUCAACGAGAAACGACCAAUCAGGCAAAAGGAACGCGAUUUCUUUAAGCUCAACUCCAGCCAGUAGGGAGCAGCAGCAAGGCUGCAGAGCAGGAAACUGGAUCACCACAGAUUCUGAGUUCGUGGUGCUAGAACUCUGAACACAAAGCAGGGCCAUUGGAGUGGAGAAAGUGACUAUUGGACUAAUAAGGAGUCCUGAUUUUUAUUCAGAAAUAUAGAGUGUGAUGUAAAAAUUGAUGGAUUCAAUGGUGUGAAAUGUUAAGUGCCUGCGUUGUAAUCAAAGAUGUAAGCAUUUAUUGCACAUUUUACAUUGUCAUAAUGCCUUAUUCCUUCAAUGAAGGUCGAAGCAGAGCCGGAGUUUGAGACCAAAAAAUCGAAUAAAAUGAUUGAAUGGACAA
Molecule: messenger RNA, 1200 nt
Organism: Ipomoea triloba (trilobed morning glory)
Lineage: Eukaryota; Viridiplantae; Streptophyta; Magnoliopsida; Solanales; Convolvulaceae
Exons: 5
Coding region: 145-942 (265 amino acids)
Source: RefSeq, a predicted model, not a curated record